AUGGUGUCUUUCCAGUGUGAGGGCUGUGGAGAUGUCCUCACUAAAAAGAAGCUCGAUCCCCAUCGUGGCCGUUGUCGCGGCGCCACGUUUAGUUGUAUUGAUUGCAUGGUCCACUUUCAGGGCACUGAUUAUCGAUCGCAUACGUCCUGCAUGACCGAGGAUCAAAAAUACCAGGGCGCCUUAUAUAAAGAGAAGCCGCAGAAGGGCAACAAGCAAAACAAGAAGCAAGCCGAUAACAACUCGAAAACGCUCACCACCACCAACGGAAACUCCGCCAAUACUAAGAAAUUUCGCCAGUCGUACGUCGAAGACGCUCCAGAUGCAGACGAUCCUGAUUACAAGCAACCUCCUCCCCCAGCUCCUAGUCCUCCACGCGACUCGAAGAAAGCCACUCCGGCAUCCGCAGAACUGGCUCCACCCGAUAAAGACGUCGAUGUCUUUGACUUCCUCGUCACUGACCAAACUCCCACCGCCUCCAAAAUUUCGCUGGCAGGAUCCAAGGAACAGAUGGCGAUGAUCUCGAACGCACGGUCAGUCUUUGAGCCCAGCCAGGCUUUGGCCCAGUACAACACGGACGUCGAGGAGGAAGACAGGGCAUAUGAUAUUGCCUAUGAGGAAAAUGGGUUCUCAUACGGCGCCGACCCGAUUAAGCCUUCGUUAUACGGCAAUCAAGUCUCCAACAUUUCGAUGGACUUCAUGACACCCGCACCGAAGAAGAAGGAAAAGAAGAACCGAAAGAGGGACGUCGAACGCAGCUCGCCGGUUCCAGAGCCAAAAACGACUAGCGAGAAGAAGCGAAAGCGUGGACAUGUGGAUGAGCUCGAUGUAGACGCUGCUAAUGCGCGACAUGAGGAGGAUACGCCCAUGACUGAUGCUCCGUCGAGCGUGAUCAACAAUGCAGGCACACCUUACCUCCAGCAUUCUGGUUUGACUGGUGGCCUGGAUCGCAUGCUCCGAGAUGAGCGAUCACCUUCUCCAGAUUACGAAGAUUACACCGACGAGGAGGGGGAUUCGCGACGGUACCAGGAUCCACAGUCACCACUCAAGCGAACACGUCGAAGCGAGAAAUCGGCCGGAAAUGCGGACAAUGGGUUAGGCAUAUCCCUCAAGGGCCGCGCAGGCCGUAUAAUGUCUAUGUUCAGCGGCUCCAACGUGUCUGGGAGCAGCCAUGGAAGCGCUGAACCGCCAUCGAAAGCACUCGUUCGCACGCGUCCAUCUGAUGGCGAACAUGCCGGUGCGCUGAUCCAAGUUCGUCGUUCAAAAAAGACCCCCAAUGUGCGUCACGUUCAUGCAUCUGGCGAAUCGCGUAAGACAAAACGCAAAAUCAGCUCGCAAAGCUACGGUAAUGACCAUUACGACUCCACCCGGCCCUCUCGCCGUCUCAAAGCUAUCGAAUACCACCCGCACGGGUCCGACAGUGGCGGAGACGACAACCGCAAAAUGGUCGUAUACCGCCACGAGAGAUUGACUGAAGAGGAAAUCGAGAGAGAAAAAGCUAGUUAUUUCUUGUCCCUGGUCACCAAGGGACCCGAGAGUGAACGCGGAUGCUCGAUCAACAAAGCCCUCAAACGCUUCCAUCGCGACUGCCCAUCUCUCGCAGGAUCAUCUCAGGACCACGAUGACGAUCCCGAACGCGACCGUCGCGGCCGUGGACGCAGCAGCCGGGCUGACCGGAAUAGCAAACUUGACGAGGAGAAGGAUCUAUGGCGGACUCUGCGUCUGAAACGGAAUGAUCGUGGUGAAGUGGUAGUUUUCUUCUAA
Messenger RNA from Talaromyces proteolyticus, 1761 nucleotides. RefSeq lists its product as uncharacterized. The record is from RefSeq and is a predicted model, not a curated record. Gene Ontology annotation, molecular function: DNA binding. The transcript has 3 exons. The coding region runs from base 1 to 1761 and encodes 586 amino acids. Gene Ontology annotation, biological process: rRNA processing; negative regulation of transcription by RNA polymerase II. Lineage: Eukaryota; Fungi; Ascomycota; Eurotiomycetes; Eurotiales; Trichocomaceae. Gene Ontology annotation, cellular component: nucleolus.